Molecule: messenger RNA, 2576 nt
Organism: Clupea harengus (Atlantic herring)
Lineage: Eukaryota; Metazoa; Chordata; Actinopteri; Clupeiformes; Clupeidae
Gene: znf385d
Product: zinc finger protein 385D
Cellular component (GO): nucleus
Molecular function (GO): nucleic acid binding; zinc ion binding
Source: RefSeq, a predicted model, not a curated record
AAAGGAGAAAGAUUGGGAGAAAGAGAGAGAGAGAGAUAGAGAGAGAGAGGGAGAGAGAGAGAGAGGGCUACAUCAGUGUUGAGACAAUCCGCGUGGUGACACAGCCACACACAGACAGACAGGGAGGGAGAGCCAGCGAGAGAGAGAGAGAGAGAGAGAGUUAGACCCUCUCCAUCUUUCACACACACGCGCACACACACACACACACACACACACACAUGCGCGCCCAGACUUACAUGGACACGCUGACAGCGGCAGCACACAGAGGAGCAGAAGUUCUGAGAGCGUGAUGAGCUAUGGAGAGCAGCAUGUAUCUGGGUAACGCAUGUCAGGGCACCCUUCUGCCCACUCUGGUGCGGCCAUCCCUCCCCGCCAUGCAGUCUGCCCUGGGCAUGAAGCAGUUCCUGCCCUUCCACCUUGAACCCCCGUCAGGUGUCAGUCUCUUCCCCAGCUUCAGUGCGAUGGAUCCUGUUCAGAAGGCGGUGAUACAUCACACGUUUGGGGUGCCCUCCUCGCCGAAGCGGAGGUACAUCUCGUGCGGCGUGUGCCAGCUUCGCUUUAACUCGCAGAGCCAGGCAUUGGCCCAUUUCAAAGGGACCAAACACGCCAAGAAGCUGAAAGCACUGGACGCCCCCAAAUGCAAGCAGAAAGGCUCGCUGGUCGCCAGGGAAACCAGUGGCAAAGAGACCCCCAAAAGCUUCCCUCCAGCUGCGCCACCCCUUAGCGCCGACAGAAAAGAUGGUGGUCUGACUGUGCCAUCGGUGCCACCCACGCCCGCCUCUGUCCCCUUGCCCUCUCUGCCACCGGGCUCCGGUGUAAGUGGGGGGCUCGGGGCAGACGCCAUCCCAGCGGCGGGAGGAGGGGGGGACGAUGGGACCGCGGUCUCCACCACCACCAGACCCACCCCUGACCCGCAGACGCCCGAGGCUCAGACGUCGGGAGAGACAGAGAGCGAGACAGAGAGAGAGACAGACAGGGAGACGGACGGGGAGACGGAGGAGGAGAAAGCCAAGCGUCUGCUGUACUGCUCUCUCUGCAAGGUGGCGGUCAACUCCCCCUCCCAGCUCGAGGCGCAUAACAGCGGUACGAAGCACAAAACCAUGCUGGAGGCACGCAUGGGCACCGGCGCCAUCAAGUCCUUCCCCCGCGCCGGCGUCAAGGCCAAGCUGCCGCCGCCGCCGACCACCGUGACCACGGGCCUGCAGAACAAAACGUUUCACUGUGAGACGUGCGACGUGCACGUCAACUCCGAGACGCAGCUGAAGCAGCACAUCAGCAGCCGACGUCACAAAGACCGAGCGGCGGGAAAACCGGCCAAGCCUAAAUAUAGCCCCUACACCAAACCCCAGAGAGGACAGACUAAGCAACCGGUGAAGUUGUCACUGGCUAAGGAGCUGUGCCAGACGCUGCCGGCCAGGAUGGUGCCCUCUCACCUGGCAGCCAUGGCCGCCGCCGCCGCUGCCCUCAACUCCGCUUUCCCCCUGCGCUCCGGCGCCACCCUCUUUCAGACUCACUCCCUCCCCGCCGCACUCCUCCGCCCCGCCCCUGGGCCUGUCAGGACAGCCCACCCGCCCAUGCUGUUUGCCCCAUACUGACCUCUGAGCUUUGAACUCUGAACCUUGACCUGCCUGCAGGAGGGCUGAUUCAGCCUGUGGAGUUCCCCACAGCACUCUACUUGGACCCCUUGUCAAUCAACAGCUCCGUCUUCCCCCCCCCCCUAAAACCCCUCCCUGUUGGACCUGGACCCUUUGUUUGAUAUCACACCGCAAUAAUUAAAAAGAACAAAAGAACAGACACACCAAGGUAAACUAUGCAGUGUUGUUUCAGACUUGAAGCUAUAGAUGUCUAAGGAAUAUAUUGAUUUUUUUUUUUUUAGAUUGAUUCUCUGUGUUCAUUAAGGUCAUUGCUUGUGUAAGAAACCUUUUCAGCUACGAGAAUGUUGAUACAGAGACUAGACAGGUGGGGGAAAUCGUCUUGGCUGUUUGCACUUUAACCCCCCUUUUACGCUGGAUGUCCUCAAUAGAUUAGAUGUCUGUGACAUAAUCCCUCUUGUAUAGUAUGUGUUGGUGUCUAUUUGUGUGUGUUUGUGUGUGAGACUGGAUUUACGUGUGUGACUAGGUGCGUAUGUGUGACUGUGAGUGCAUGUGUAUGUGUAUGUGUGCAAAGGCAUCUGUGAGAGUGUGUGUGUGUGUGUGUGUGUGUGUGUGUGUGUGUGUGUGUGCAAGUGUAUUUGCUUACAACAGUGGAAUGUGAGGAUUGUGAGGAAGCCUACGUGAUCAGGAGAUCAGAAGCUGGAUCUUCUCAAAAUUGAAAUGCUGCUGCUCAAUUUAUAGACCACGUAGAAAACAGAAUGCUGCCUGCAAAGCAAAGAGAUAUGUAAAUACAGGUGUGUGUGCUCAUGUGUGGAUAAGGGGUGUGUGGGAGAGGGACUGAGAGGGCCUACCCUCCACCUUGCCAUCCUUGCAGAAACCUGAUGAGGAUGUCAUGGGCCCACAGGACUACAAAAGCUGAUCUAUCUGAGCUGUCAAUGUCAAAAGAAGAUGAAUCAUUUCAAAUAAAAAUAACUUACUUUGUUA